AAAGAAGUUGGAAGUUCAUCCAUCUCAUGGUUGAAAUUGAAAAUUGAUGAAGAAAACAUUGAAUAGUUUGCUAUUGAAAUGUAAGCGAAUUCAUAAGAUUCAAAUCGAAAGAACUUGACAUGUUUGGUGAUUUUUUAGAAUUAAUGAAUUAAAACAAAAUAUCUUAUUAGACUAGGGCUAGCUAUACCUAUAAUUUGUUACAUCACUCUAAGCUGAGAUAAAGAAUAAUUCAUUGAAAUCACUAUCAAAAUAUCUUAUCAGUAAUUUCCACCAAUCAGCAUGUUUGGACUUUUCGAUGUGGAAGGGGAAGAUAAGAAGGAUUGUUACAAGCAUUGAGGAGGAAAAUUCUCCCUCAUUGCUCUUGGCUAUAAAAUGCUUGUUGUUAUCAGUUGUGUCUAGUAGUGAUCGAAAUUCGGUUGUGACGUUCAUUUAGUCAUUACUGUUUGUUCCGUUCCAUAAUCUUCAGCGAUGGCUCCGACGCUGUAUGUUGACAGCCCCAACGUCAAGUACACCAACGACUACAUUGAGUCUGUCUUCGAUUAUCAAACAACCACUGUGGAAAAAUCGAACAACAAAUAUGUGGUUCAUCCUCAAACAUCAAGACUUCAUCUGAAGACAAAGAGAGUUGUACCCAGAGUUGGACUUAUGCUGGUGGGAUGGGGCGGAAACAAUGGUUCUACUAUUACUGGGGCGAUUCUUGCCAACAAACUUGGAAUGUCAUGGAGCACCAAAGAAGGAGUGAAAAAAGCUAAUUGGUUUGGUUCAUUGACACAAGCAUCCACUGUGCGCCUUGGUCCUGGCUCAGAUGGCAAGGAUGUGUGCAUUCCUAUGGCAGACAUGCUUCCCAUGUUGCGCCCCGAAGACAUUGUUCUCGAUGGAUGGGAUAUUUCCGGGCUGAAUUUGGCUGAAUCUAUGGAGCGAGCUCAGGUAUUGGACUACAAUCUGCAAGUUCAAUUAGCUCCUUUGAUGAAAGACAUGAAGCCAAGACCAUCAAUCUAUUUCCCUGACUUCAUUGCUGCAAACCAGUCCGAGAGAGCAGACAACGUUCUGACGGGCACCAAAUGGGAGCAACUUGAGGCCAUCAGGAAAGACAUCAGAGACAUGAAGGAGAAGCAGAACGUGGACCAAGUGAUCGUUUUGUGGACAGCCAACACUGAGCGCUUUGCUGAAAUCAUUGAGGGCGUCAAUGACACCGCUGACAACCUCAUUGCGGCUAUCAAGAGGAAUGAGGCCGAAAUUUCACCUUCAACCAUUUUCGCGGUCGCAUCUAUCUUGGAAGGGUCAACAUACAUCAACGGGUCACCGCAGAACACAUUUGUGCCAGGAUGCAUGGAGCUCGCCGAGCGUUACCGAGUGUUCAUCGCAGGAGAUGACUUCAAGUCAGGCCAGACCAAACUGAAGUCGGUGCUGGUCGACUUCCUGGUGAACGCCGGCAUCAAGCCGGUCUCCAUCGUCAGCUACAACCACCUCGGCAACAAUGACGGCCGCAACCUGUCAGCUCCAAGUCAAUUCAGAUCAAAAGAGAUCUCCAAGAGUAACGUUGUUGACGAUAUGGUAGACUCAAACAGUAUUCUUUACAAGCCUGGAGAGAAGCCAGACCAUUGUGUUGUCAUCAAAUACGUACCUUAUGUUGGCGACAGUAAGCGAGCAUUGGACGAGUACACCUCGGAGCUGAUGCUUGGCGGCCACAACACCAUUUCCAUCCACAACACGUGCGAGGACUCACUUCUGGCCGCACCCAUUAUUCUCGACUUGGUGAUUCUGGCCGAACUCUGCUCCAGAAUCCAGUUCAAGGCCGAGAACCAGCAGACCUACCACCAGUUCCACCCUGUGCUGUCUGUGCUCAGCUACCUCUGCAAGGCUCCAUUGGUGCCGUCUGGAACUCCAGUGGUGAACGCUCUAUUCAAGCAGAGAGCAUGCAUCGAGAACAUAAUGAGGGCCUGCCUGAGUCUGCCACCCGACAACCACAUGACAUUGGAGCACAAACUACCCAAGUCCUUGUUCAGCACAAAUGUAAACACUGACAAGAUCGUCGACAAAAUUUCCAACACUUGUUUUAUCACAAAACCAGAAAAGCCUCAGCAGAAAGUCGUCGCCUAGUAUUAUACGUUAAAAUUAUUCAAUGAACUAAUGCUAACGAGCACAUGCUCAGGAAAACAUUUCUGUACUUAAUUUCUCAGAGAAGAUAGUCUCCUUAUGAGACUAUUGUUGAAAUGCACCGUAUUGGAUAUUGGAUAUUCACUGGAAAUGAAAAUGAACUUCGUAUGUUUAAAAAACUACAACAACUGAAAUAUCUCGUAUAGAAGCAAAGUGGUACAAUAAUAUAUUCCACUAACAACCUACUCUCAAUAUUUUAAAUUAUUUUUUAACAAAGCUUAAUGUAUUUUUAAAUGAUGUUUUAAUCGUUAUUGACUACUUGAAAGCAAUGCAAUUCUACAAUAAUGUCAUUUAUGCGAGUGAGUAAAACUGACACAAAACAGUUGUAAAUGUAAUAUUAGUGGAACUAUUUGUUGAAACCACGUGAUCAAUUACCUCCUACUCAAAUAUAUUUAGCUGAAAAUUGUUUAACUUGACUAAAUCGCAAGAGCAGUAAAGUCUCCUCUUGAAGCAUUUAUUUGUACAUCUGACUGGCGGUGUAUAAAAGAAUGUAAAUUAAAUUUAGUGAUAAUUUAACAUAAGUUUAGAUUAAAUUAUUAAUUAUGGAAAAAUGAAAAAAUAAAGAAUUUUUAUAGA
Molecule: messenger RNA, 2733 nt
Organism: Nilaparvata lugens (brown planthopper)
Lineage: Eukaryota; Metazoa; Arthropoda; Insecta; Hemiptera; Delphacidae
Gene: Inos
Product: inositol-3-phosphate synthase
Exons: 9
Coding region: 469-2100 (543 amino acids)
Biological process (GO): phospholipid biosynthetic process; inositol biosynthetic process
Cellular component (GO): cytoplasm
Molecular function (GO): inositol-3-phosphate synthase activity
Source: RefSeq, a predicted model, not a curated record